Aplysia californica (California sea hare) is the source of this 564-nucleotide messenger RNA. RefSeq lists its product as uncharacterized. Lineage: Eukaryota; Metazoa; Mollusca; Gastropoda; Aplysiida; Aplysiidae. The annotation marks the transcript as partial. The transcript is spliced from 2 exons. The record is from RefSeq and is a predicted model, not a curated record.
UCGACCUCUUACAGAAUCCAAGUACUCACACAUAGGUUAGUCUCCAGGCCAACCAAUAUCUCAGCCUUUACGACGGCCCACGUAACAUUCUCAGCCCCGAAGCUGGCUGGUAUCAAUCUGGACUAUGAUGUGGAUCGUCCUGGUUCGAAUCUCUCGCUCGAUAUGAAUGAGACGGACGUUCUGAGCCAUGAGAAGGAGGGAUAUUCCCCCGAGAGACUGCAGUACCCCAGCACAAUCUUCCUCAGCGUUUACUCGUCCCUGCUCUACUGUGUGGGUGUUCCCGGAAACCUUAUCACAAUCGCCGUGUUGCGGGGCCGCUCACUCCGGGAAAAGUUUCUGUCUACACUGCUCACCUACGAGUCCGUGUUUAACCUGACCGACCUGAUAGGUGGCCUGGGUCGAUUGUGGUUGAUUGGAGUGACUGGGUUCGAUUACCGGCUGGUCUCCAGAACGGCGUGUGUCGGUCAACACUGGCUGUUCUUCACCAACCACAUGAUGGUCAACUGGACACUGGUCUACGUCACGGCGGCCAGGCUUAUCUACAUGGCCUUGCCCAGCAAGUGG